Sardina pilchardus (European sardine) is the source of this 1948-nucleotide messenger RNA. RefSeq names its product sphingomyelin phosphodiesterase 2b (gene smpd2b). Bases 351 to 1691 code for a protein of 446 amino acids. NCBI's taxonomy places the organism in Eukaryota, Metazoa, Chordata, Actinopteri, Clupeiformes, Clupeidae. Gene Ontology annotation, molecular function: sphingomyelin phosphodiesterase activity. The record is from RefSeq and is a predicted model, not a curated record. The transcript has 11 exons.
CUUGCUGCGUUUGGCCGAGCCUACAGUUUGACUACAAAUCCCAGUAGACUACUCUUCGUCACAGCUUGUUUGCCUGUCUAAUACGAGGAAGAGUUUUUCUAGGCUCCCAUUCAAUGAGAAGAACGUGAAGCACCGACCCGCUCGGGACCAUAAACCACCAAAACAUCGUUUAUAGUUUUAUGUCAGGAGUCGUUGGUGGCAUUGGUUCGGUUUAUGGACUUUCGGAACUUGUGAUGUUAACGGAGCUUGUUUGCUAAUACAGCUAACUACAGAAGACCAACUGUUUAUGCUGCACCAGUCGCUCCGCUGUCGGGUGGGUCGCCAAGCCAACUCCAACUUGUCUGGUCACCAUGGCUACCAACGAGUCUGUGCCUCUGCGGGUCUUCUCCCUCAACUGCUGGGGCCUCCGUUAUAUCAGUAAGAAUCGUGAGGAGCGCAUGGUCAUGCUUGGAGACAAGCUGAGCAGAGAGAACCACGAUAUUGUCCUUCUACAGGAGUUGUGGAGUGAGACGGAUUUCCUCUAUCUGAAGAAGACCCUCUCCAGUACUCAUCUGCAUUCCUAUCACUUCAAAAGUGGAGUCAUAGGCAGUGGACUCGCCGUUUUCUCCAGAUACAGAAUCCUUGAUGUCUUCUUCUACCGUUUCUCUGUGAAUGGGUACCCCUACAUGAUCCACCAUGGAGACUGGUUCGGAGGGAAGGCUGUGGGAAUGGUGCAGAUGAAGAUCAAUGGGCUGAUGGCCCAUGUCUACGUCACACAUUUACACGCAGAAUACUGUCGGGAGAGGGACGUCUAUCUGCCUCAUCGAGUCGUUCAGGCCUGGGAGCUACAGCAGUUCAUCCGGCACACGUCCAGAGGGGCUGACCUGGUCAUCGUGGGCGGGGACUUCAACACACACCCCCAGGACCUGGGCUGCCGUCUGGUGCGGGCCUACACGGGCCUGAGGGACAGCUACUCGGAGACGGACGCCUUCGACGGGUGUGAGGAUGGUCUGACACUCAUAGCCAAGAACCCCUACAUCAGUGCAAAAGAGCUGGGGCCCUUUGAGAAGGGCAUCCGCAUCGACUACAUUCUCUUCAAGGGAUCCAAGUGUGUGGGGGUGAAGUGUGAGUCUCUGAGCAUCACCCAGGGGUCGUGUCCAGGGUCGGCCAUUCCCCUGUCGGACCAUGAGGCCCUGAAUGCCCAGCUGCUGCUGCUGCCCACUGACCCCAACAGCCAGAAGGGGGAGCCAGAGAGCAGCGAGGAGAACACAGGUAAGCUGGCGGAGCUGGUGGACCUGUUGACGGAGGCGCGUACGGAGGUGAAGGUGGGCGUGCACGGCGCCGAGCGCCAGCGUCACCGGGCGGCGCGGACGGGCGCCAUGGGCGUGGCGCUGCUGCUGCUGGAGCUGGCCAUGGCGGCGGUGCCCUGGCUGGUGCCGGGCUCGUCGGCGGCCGCCACGCAGCCGUUCCCGCGCGGCUCCUUCUGCCUGCUGGGGGCGCUGUGCUUCUGCCUGCUGCUGCUCGCCGCGCUGCUCUGGCUCUUCCACAGCGACGAGCUCAAGGCGCUGCGCUCCGCCGACGACCACAUGAGGCUCGCCGCCGCCAGCCUGCUGGAGCAGCUCCGUGCGAGGACGCCCACGCCCACGACACACGCCGCCGACGAGGACGGCCCGGCCAAUCAGGACGCGGGAUCCACCUCUAAGGAGGACUGAAGGAGAGCAGUUAUAUUCACAGCUGAAGAAGAAUGAUGAGGUGUGUUUUUUCAACUCCCCGACUGAAUCAGUUCAAACGAACUCUAAUGCUUCACUGAAGGCUCCUGUCAUGAUCAUGAUCAUGAAGGACAACAGCGUUGAGAUCAGAAUCCUAUAAAGCACUACUCUCUUGGCUGUGCUCUUUUCCCAAAGCUGCAUUUUGCGUCUUAGGAUCUGAAAGGGACCAAUUUUCUCCUCUAGCUGCAUAGAAACCACAA